Limanda limanda (common dab) is the source of this 8787-nucleotide messenger RNA. RefSeq names its product dystrophin-like. The record is from RefSeq and is a predicted model, not a curated record. Gene Ontology annotation, molecular function: protein binding. The coding region runs from base 1 to 8787 and encodes 2928 amino acids. The transcript is spliced from 65 exons. Gene Ontology annotation, biological process: synaptic signaling. Gene Ontology annotation, cellular component: plasma membrane. NCBI's taxonomy places the organism in Eukaryota, Metazoa, Chordata, Actinopteri, Pleuronectiformes, Pleuronectidae.
AUGGCGGAGGCUGUGCGCCCCGAGGACUACUGCGACGAGCCGGCGGAGGACGACUUCGGGGAGAUCAUCAAGUGUCGAUCUGCAGACAUGACGGACAGGUCGCUGAGGCUGCAGCGGCUCAUUGUGUGUCCGCGGCUGCAGCUGCUGACUGGAAUUCCACCCGGAAUUCUGGCUUCAGCUGCCGGGUACAGCAAGGCUUUUAAGGGCUUCAUCAGAGAGACAGGGAAACCACCCGUGGCGGAUCUGUUCUCAGACCUGUGUGAUGGACGACGCCUGCUGGAGCUGCUGGAGGGGCUGUCAGGACAUCAGCUGGUUGAACUGGUGAAUAUCGGAGCGACAGACAUCGUUGAUGGGAAUCACAAACUGAUUCUCGGGCUCAUCUGGAGCAUCAUUCUCCACUGGCAGGUAAAGGAUGUGAUGAAGGAUGUGAUGGCGGGCCUACAGCAGACCAACAGUGAGAAGAUUCUGCUGAGUUGGGUUCGUCAGAACACGCGCCAGUAUCCUCAGGUCAACGUGGUUAACUUCUCCAGCAGCUGGAAUGAUGGAUUGGCCUUCAAUGCCCUCAUCCACAGCCACAGACCUGAGCUUUUUGAUUGGAGCUCGGUGGAGAAGAAGACGUCAGCGAUCGACAGACUGGAACACGCCUUCAGUAAGGCAGAACAACACCUGGGCAUAGACAGACUGCUGGACCCUGAGGAUGUGGCGGUGCCCCGACCGGACAAGAAGAGCGUCCUCAUGUACGUGACGUCGCUCUUCCAGGUGUUUCCCCAAAGCGUUUCCAUGGAGGCCAUCAAGGAGGUGGAGACUCUGCCGAGACCCGGGACAGCGGCCAGCAUCCGCCGGACGACAGCAGAGGAGCACUACCAGAUCCAGACCCAGCAGCGCUUCUCUCAGCAGAUCACAGUGAGUGUGGCUCAUGGGCGAGUGCGGAGUCCCUCCCCUCAGCCUCGCUAUAAAAGCUAUGCCUACACCCAGGCUGCCUAUGUCAAGUCGCCCGAGCAAAAGAGGAGGCGUGUUACUGAUCAGUUCCUGACGCCCAGCCAGGAGGAGCUGCAGCGGGGCCUGAGUCCACUUCCUCCAGGCUCCACCAGCCUGGAGAGCUACCAAGCUGCACUGGAGGAGGUGCUGACGUGGCUGCUGUCGGCUGAAGACGGACUUCAGGGCCAGCCUUCCAUCUCCAGCCAUGUGGAGGAAGUGAAGGAUCAGUUUCACACACAUGAGGGCUACAUGGUGGAGCUGACCAGCCACCAGGGCAGCGUGGGGCGGGUCCUCCGGGCGGGCGCCGCCCUGCUGUCCGAGGGGAAUCUGAGCGACGAUGAGGACUCGGAGGUCAGGGAGCAGAUGAACCUCCUGAACUCGCGCUGGGAGCACCUGAGAGUGGCGAGCAUGGAGAGACAGACCAGACUCCACGAGGUCCUGAUGGACCUACAGCACCAGCAGCUGCAGCAGCUCAUGGAUUGGUUGGACGUGACGGAGGGACGGAUCAAGAGGAUGGGGGCUCAGCCUCUGGGCCCGGACCUGGAAGACAUCAAGCACCAAGUGGAAGAGCACAAGCUUCUGCAGGAGGACCUGGAGCUGGAGCAGGUGAGGGUGAACUCGCUCACCCACAUGGUGGUGGUGGUGGACGAGAGCAGUGGAGACAGUGCCACCGCGGCCUUGGAGAGCAAACUUCAGUGUAUGUUUGACUCCUGGCUGAGUCAGAAGGAGGAGCUGGUCAGCUCCAUCAAGACCUCCAACCUUAAGGACCAGGCCGAGAUGGUGGCUUGUCUCCGCCGUCUUGCUAUGGUGAAGGCAGACCUGGAGGUGAAGCGUCCCACCAUGGACAAGCUGUGCUCUAUGAGUCAGGACCUGCUGUGCAGUGUAAAGAACAAGGAUGUGGCCAACAAACUGGAAGCCAGACUGGACAGCUUCGCCCAGCGCUGGGACCGACUGAUCCAGAGUCUGGAGAUGAGCAGCUCCCAGCUGUCAUCGACUAUCAGUGUGGCCCAGCACUCCGAGCUGACCCACUCUGUCACGACCACCGUUACCAAGGUGACGACAAGCGGGAAGGUGUCCGCUGUCCGCCAGACACGAGAGUCGCCGCCACCACAGAAGAAGCGUCCGGUCGUGGUCGACUCUGAACUCAGGAAAAGGUUUGAUGUGGACUUCACAGAGGUCCACAGCUACAUGACCCGUGGGGAGGCCAUCCUCCAGAGCCCGGAGUUCUCAGUGUCCCGAAAGGAGGGCAGCAUUCAGGAGCUGUAUGACAAAGUGCAGGCGAUCGAGCGCGAGCGGCCAGAGAAGUACCGUAAGCUGCAGGAGGCAACACGCACGGCCCAGACCCUGUUUGAGCAGGAGGGAAGCCGUGCUGAUGACAUUGCCCAGGCAGCCGAGCAGCUGAACCAGCGCUGGGUGGGAUUCUGUGCCCUGUUGGCAGACAGGCUGGCAUGGCUGGCUUACCAGACAAAGGUGCUGUCCUUCUACAGCUUGUAUGAGCAGUGUGAGCAGGCAGUGGACGUCAGUGAGAACUGGCUCAAGGUCCAGGCGCCUCCAGCCUCUGAACCAGAACCACUGAAAGUACAACUGGACCGAUGUCGAGAGGAGGUGUCUCGCCUGGCCUCCCUGCAGCCUCAGGUGGACUUGCUGGAGAAGCAGCUUGCCUUCAAAGAGCACUACCAAGAAGUCCUGGAGAACCUGAGGGCCCGAGAGAGGCAGCUACAACUGGUUUUGGAGAGCUUGCCCCCGGCUCGUUAUAAGGAAACCAUAUCAGUGCUGUUGGCAUGGUUACAACAGUGCGAGGCCAAGCUGGCCAUCCCGUCCACGGCCGUUACAGAGCAUCUUAUUAUGGAAGAGAGACUGAAGGAUGUUCAGGACCUCCAGGUGGCGCUGACUGAACACCAGGGGGAGGUGGACUACCUGACCUCCACUGUGGACCAGGUCUUCCAGAAAGCUCCACCAGACAUCAGCCAGAAGUAUCGGAUAGAGAUGGACGCCGUCAUGGCGCGUUGGAGACGACUCGGCACAACGCUGGAGGACAACGCCCAGAGAAUCCAGGAGCUCAUGGCCAAACUGAUUCAGUUUGAGAACGAUGUAAAGACUUUAAAGAAGUGGAUGGCCGACGUGGACGUCUUCCUGAACGAGGAGUGGCCGGCGCUGGGAGACUCUGAAGCUCUGGAGAAGCAGUUGGAGCAGUGCACAGCUCUGGUGAACGACAUCCACACCAUCCAACCCAGUGUGAACGGCAUCAACGAAGUGGGUCUGUACCUGAAGAAAGAGGCCGAGCCGCCGUUCGCCAUCCACAUCCAGAAGCAACUGGAUGAGCUCAACGCCCAGUGGGAGAACGUCUGCAAGCAGGCCUACGCGAAGAAGUCCGCUCUGAAAGGAGGCCUCGAUAAGACCAUGGCUCUGAGGAAGGAGAUGCAGGAGAUGCAGGAGUGGAUCAACCAGGCCGAGGAGGACUACCUGGAGAGAGACUUCACGUACAAGACCCCCGAGGAGCUGCGCAAGGCCGUGGAGGAGCUCAAGAGGGCUCAGGAGGAGGUCCACUCCAAGGAGCUAAAGGUGAAACUCCUCACCGACAGCGUGAACAGCUUCAUCGCCAAGGCCCCGCCCACAGCCCACGACGCCCUGCGCUCCGAGCUGGACGUGCUGACGGCCAACUACCAGCGCCUGUGCAGCCGCCUGGAUGGGAAAUGUAAAACUCUGGAGGAGGUGUGGGCCUGCUGGUGUGAGCUGCUGUCCUACCUGGAGCAGGAAAACGCCUUCCUGGAUCAGCUGGAGCAGAAACUGGACGAGACAGAAAACCUGCAGGGAGGAGCAGAGGAGCUGCAGGAGGCGCUGGAUGUGAGUGUGGUGUGGGAGGAGAGGGUGCACACCCCCAUGCAGGGGACUUUUGUUAAAGAGGACAAGAGCCUGGAGGUUCUUCUCCGUCACCCAGAGGACAACAGGAACCAGAUCCGAGAGCUGGCCCAGACGCUGAUGGACGGAGGAGUCCUGGAUGAACUGAUUCAACAAAAACUGGAUGCGUUCAACACACGAUGGGACGAACUUAUGGCCAGGGCGCUGUUCAGGAAGAAAGAGCUGGAGAAGAGCGUCCAGUGGGCUCAGGAGAACGACAAGACCCUGAGGGAGCUCCAGGAGGCGCUGGCUAACACAGACCGCCACCUCUCCUCCUACCUGACUGACCACAUCGACGCCCAGCAGAUUCCACAGGAGGCUCAGAAAAUCCAGACAGAGCUGAGUGGACAUGAUGUGACUCUGGAGGACAUGAGGAAGAAGAACCAGGACAAGGACUCGUCCCAGAGGGUCAUGGGACAGAUUGACCUUACACAGAAAAUGUUGGCAGACGUGUGGACGAAGUUCCGGCUCUUCCAGAAGCCGGCCAACUUUGACGCUCGGCUGGCGGAAUGUGAGCGAGCGCUGGCCGUGGUCAAGAGUCAGGUGGGGGUGCUGGACAUCCGCAGUGUGGAGCAGGACGUGGUGCAGUCGCAGCUGGAGCAGUGCAUGAAGUUGUACAAGAUGCUGAGUGAAGUGAAAGGUGAGAUAGAGACGGUGAUAAAAACCGGGCGGCACAUCGUCCAGCGGCAGCAGACCGAGCAUCCCAAAGAGCUGGACGACAGGGUGACCGCCCUGAAGCUGCUCUACAACCAACUGGGGUCGCAGGUAACUGAGAGUAAGUUAGAGCUGGAGAAGAGUCUGAAGCUGUCGAGGAAGUUGCGUAAGGAGCUGAACGGGCUGACGGAGUGGCUGGCGGCCACUGACGCCGAGCUGACCCGGCGCUCUGCGGUGGACGGCAUGCCCAGCGACCUGGAGGCUGAGGUGGCCUGGGCACAGUCCAUCCAUGAUGAGACGGAGCGGCGCCAGCCCCAGCUGCAGGCUGUGGUGGACCUGGCCGAGGCCCUGAAGGCCGUGCUGCGGGGCCACGACGGCCUGGUGGACGACAAAGUCAGCCUGCUUCACUGCAACUGGAUCGCAGUCACAUCCAGGGCAGAGGAGUGGCUCAACCUGCUGCUGGACUAUCAGCGGCAGAUGCAGAAUUUAGAUGGAACGAUAGAGGAAGUGAACAGAUGGAUCGACGGAGCGGAGAGAAAGAUGGAUGACUUGGACGAACAGGGAACCAACGACGCCGUGUUGAAGGUUUUGCGUGCGGAGCUGGAGCUGACGAAGGUUAAGAUGGAGGAGGUGAGGACUCUGGCCCAGGAGCUCAUGUCCACCAGGGGGGAGAACUGCCAGGCUCAGGUGGGACCCAAAGUGCAGCAGCUCAACCAGAGAUUUGACACCAUCGCUCAACGCAUCUCCUCUGGACUGGAUUGUGAGGAAGGUGCAGUGAAGGAGUUACUGUUGAAAGGAGAGAAUCUACAGAAGAGAGUCCCAGACCUGGACAAGAGAGAGCAGAUCCGAGUGAAACAGAACCAGCUCAACAGCAAGUACAACACCGUCAAGGACCUGCGUUUACUGAGGAACAGGAAAGCGUUGGCUAUCGCUCCCCAGUGGUACCAGUACAGGAGGAAGUCACAUGACCUGCUGGCCUGGCUGGACGACAUCCAGCGCAGCGUGGACCAACUGCCCGACCCCCCCGAGGGGGAGAGGGUCAAGGAAAUUGGCUCAGAGUUCGACAAGAAGAAGGAGGAGCUUAAGGAGGUGCAGGGCUUAGCCAAUCAGCUCUCAGAAGCUGGAGCCGCCAAUCUAGUGGAACCCCGCCAGCUCCAGCUCAACACGCGUUGGGUUGAGGUGGAGGGCAAGUUCAGACCCUUCAAAAGACAAUGUGAGUACAUGACAGGGCUGCAGGCGCUGCUGCGUUCCGUAUCGGAGACGGACUUCAAGCUGAACUCUCCUGAAUACUGGCCUGCGGCGUAUUAUAACCUGCCUCAGCAAGAGCAUUGCCUGAAGGAGGGGAAGGAGAGCAUUGACAAGCUGCGCGGCCCGGUGGAGGGAGCGUUGGCCCACAGAGAGGAAAUGGUGUCGAGUGCACGGCCUCUGGAGGGUCAGAGGAUCCAGGAGACGGCCUCCCUCCUCAGCACCAACUGGGACAAACUGAACAAGCUCUACCUGGACAGACUGAAACGUUGGCAGGACUGCAACUCCAAGUGGCAGAAGUUUGUUUCGGAUCAGAAGGGGGUGGAGGAGUGGCUGAGUGACGCUGAGGGCACUUUGAAACUGGCUGAGACGGAUCCAACAGACCUGACAGAGGCCAUACCUCUCCAGGAAGUGGUGCUGGGCAGAGUGAACUCGGCAGGAGAGGACAUCAGCCAGUUGAGCACACCAGAUGAUGCCUUGCGGCUCCAGACACAUCUCAAAUUACUCAACACUCGCUGGGUUAACGCCUGCCAGCAGCUCAACGAGCACAAGAGGAGGUCUUCAGAGGCUCGUACAGCGGCUGCAGCGCUGCAGGAGGACAUGGGCUCCAUGCUGGGCUGGUUGGACAAGGCCGAGGGCGUCCUGGCCAUCCCUCUGCAGCCUGCAGAGCCACAGCACAUCAGAGACACUCUGGGCAAAGUCCAGGCCCGCGUGGAGGAGCUUCCUGCCAAGAAGGCGGCGGUGGACGAUCUGAACUCCAGGAACAAACAGAUAACACUUCCUGCUGACAAACAGAAAGACAUCAGGAUCGUCAACAGCCGCUGGGCUCAGGUGUCCAGGGCUCUGCCCGAGCGUCAGCUGGAGAUUGAGGGUCUCCUGAGGGAGCUGGAGAUGCUUCAGGGUCAGGUGGACGACCUGGCAGCCUGGGCGUCCAGCACCAGAACCCGGCUCGAGCACAGCCCGGAGGAGCCACCGCCCCGGAUCAUGGAGGAGGUGCAAGUAAAGCAACCAGAGGUGGAAGUUGUUUUGACGCGAGCUGAUCAAAUGUACAAGGACACUCCGCCCAACCAGCCAGACAAGAUGAAAUGUUCCAAGCUGAGAGAAGACUGGACCGUGAUCCUGGAGCUGCUGCGGCAGCAUAGAGAGAGAAUGGCUGCUCUCCUGGUGGCCAGAAAAACCACUGAAACUCUGACAGCAAGUUCCCAGCCUGACUCUGCGGCGCUGGCUCAGUUCAACAAGUCCUGGGCUGAGCUCACUGAUUGGCUGACCAUGCUGGACAACAUGGUGCAGAACAAGCGAGUGGUGGUGGCCGACCUGGAGGACAUCAGCGACAACAUCGGCCUGCUCAAGGACUCUCUGGGGCAGCUGGACCAGAAGCGUCCCCUCCUGGAGAGACAGGUCACAGCAGCCCAGAACCUGAAGAACAAAACCAGCAAUCAGGAGACGCGCAACGCCAUCACUGAACGCAUCGACCGGCUCCAGACUCACUGGGAGGACUCGCAGACCAAACUCUCCGACCGGACGAAGCAGCUCCACAACAUGCUGCAGGACUCCACCGAUUGGCUGGACGCAAAGAAGGGGGCGGACCAUCACAUCAUGGUGGCCAGUGAGAGGCUGGAGUCCUGGCAGGAGAUCACUUACACAGUGGAAGCACUGAAGCAACAGAAUGCUGAACUGAAGUUCUUUCUGAAGGAGUUGCAGCAGGGGCAGGGUCAGGUGGAUAAAACCAACGCACUAGCUGACAAACUGCUGACACUGUACGCCAAUGACGACACGCACAAGGUCACUCAGGUCAACGACAACAUGAUGGCUACUUGGACACACAUCAACAAACGGGUUUCCGACAGGGAGUCUGCUCUGGAGGCGGGUCUGAAGGUGCUGCAGCAGUUCCACCUGGACCUGGAGAAGUUCCUCAGCUGGCUGACGGAGGCUGAGACCACCUGCAACGUGUUGAUCGACGCCACCAACAAGCAGAGACUGCAGGAGCAGCCUGAGGCCGCCAGGAACCUGCUGGCACAGUGGAGGGACCUCCAGGCAGAGAUUGACAGCCACACAGAGCUGUACCACUCCCUGGAUGAGAAUGGCCAAAGGAUUCUUACCUCGCUCGACGACUCGGCGGACGCUGCUCUGCUCCAGAAACGUCUGGACAACAUGAGCCAGCGCUGGAACGACCUGUGCAACAAGACCCUCAGCAUGAGGGCCCACCUGGACUCAGAGAUGGCCCCCUGGAAGAGGCUCCACAUGUCCUUGCAGGAGCUCCUGAACUGGCUGAGGCUUAAAAGUCAACAGCUGGCUCAUGAGCCGCCUGUGGGGGGCGAUGUCCCCGCCGUGCAGUCGCAGCUGGACACACACCGGGGAUUCAGGAGGGACCUGAGAGCUAAGGAGCCAGUUGUGACGAAGAGUCUGGACGAUGUAGGAGUCUUUCUGUCAGAACUGCCCCGAGGCACACCAUCGCCUGAUCAGAGAGAUAUCAGCCCUGAAGAGCGCGCACACAAUGUGGGGCGAAUCCUGCGCAAGGAGGCCGAUGACGUGGUUGUCAAGUGGGACCAGCUCAACGCUGACUCGGCUGAGUGGCAGCGGAGGCUGGAGCUGGCUCUGGACCGGCUGAUGGAGCUCCAGGAGGCGGAGGACUUGUUGGACGGCCAGCUGAGGCAGGCGGAGAUGGUGAAGGAGGCGUGGGAACCAGUGGGGGACCUGCUGAUCGACUCUCUGCCGGAGCACAUCGAAAGAGUCAAGGAGUUCCAGGAAGAGAUUGCUCCGAUUAAAGAUGAUGUAACUCACAUGAACCAGCUGGCGUCCACUUUCGGCCCCCAUGACAUCCAGCUGUCGCCCAACAACCUGGAACGCAUCGAAGAGCUCAACACACGCUGGAGACUGCUGCAGAUCUCCAUCAGUGAACAUCUCAAGCAGCUGACGGACGCUCACCGCGACUUUGGCCUUCUGCACGGGUCAGUAGAGAUCCCCUUCGAGCAGGGCGUCUCCCCCAACAAUGUGCCCUACUACAUCAAGUAA